Messenger RNA from Lentinula edodes (shiitake mushroom), 1963 nucleotides. Its product is annotated as digestive organ expansion factor. Gene Ontology annotation, molecular function: U3 snoRNA binding; rRNA binding. Gene Ontology annotation, cellular component: small-subunit processome; nucleolus. The transcript has 12 exons. Gene Ontology annotation, biological process: maturation of SSU-rRNA from tricistronic rRNA transcript (SSU-rRNA, 5.8S rRNA, LSU-rRNA). Lineage: Eukaryota; Fungi; Basidiomycota; Agaricomycetes; Agaricales; Omphalotaceae. The record is from RefSeq and is a predicted model, not a curated record. The coding region runs from base 1 to 1890 and encodes 629 amino acids.
AUGGUCGACGAAAAUACAACAACAACCCGACUAUUGACCCUUCUCAAUGUUUCUGCAACGAAGGCUGGGAAGAAAAAAUGGGAGCCGUAUGUUCCCGCAGUCAAAUUAAACAAGCGCAAGUCGGUCAGGGUGAUGGAAGAUGAAAAUCCAACUGCCGAGGACACACCCGAUGUACAGAUGGGGGAUGGAGACCAAGUACAAGAGAUUGCAUUUGCGAAAGAAGAGAUGGGCCCUGAAGGUGUGUAUACAACAGAUCCAUACGAGCAGCACUUUGGCUGUAACUCCGUCCAUCUUUCUGAAGCAGCUAGGCUCUCAGUAGAUGAACGAGCUUGGAAUCUUCAGCAGUCAUCUCGGGGAAGGCUUGGACCCACUCAUGAGUCCAUACCUGAAGGAUGUGAUCCCGGUCCUUCAAUCAUGAAAGGAGACGCUAUCCUUGAUAGGCUGAAGAAGCCGUCGAAUGCCAGAAAAGGUGUACCGAAAGAUCAACAUGACCUCCAAAACGAUCUACUUUCUACAUUAUCCACCUAUCGAGACCUUUAUUUAUCCUCUAGCUCUUGGGAAAACAGGAAGCCAACCCGUGAAGCUAUAUCCCUACAUUUAUUGAAUCAUAUCACAAAAAAGCGCCGACGGGUGAUCAAGAAUAACGAAAGAAUAUCAAACGCUACAAAGGCUGGUAACGAACCACCUGAAGACAUCCAAGAUCAAGGAUUUACUCGACCCUCUGUUCUCAUCCUCCUACCUUUCCGUUCUUCCGCAUUGGCCUGGUUUAGUGCACUUACGACACAUACUCCUUCACCCGAAUAUCAGAUCGAAAAUCAUACUCGAUUCACCUCUGAAUAUGGUCUUCCUUCUGGUGCAAUCGACAAACUGGCGACGGCAGAACCGGGUACAUAUCCUCAUGAUCACGUCGAGACGUUCAAAGGAAAUGUGGAUGACAAUUUUCGAGUUGGAAUCAAGCUGACACGGAAGAGCGUCAAGCCCUUUACAGAAUUCUAUGGCUGCGAUAUAAUAAUGGCCAGCCCUCUGGGUCUGCGACAAUCAAUACAGAAAGAAAAGAACGCCGAUUAUCUUUCCUCAAUCGAGAUGCUGGUAAUGGACCAACUUGAUGCGUUAACGAUGCAAAACUGGGAUCACGUCAAGUUUAUCCUCGACCAUCUUAAUAAGCUACCUAAGGAAGCCCAUGACACAGACUUUUCGCGUACCAAACCCUGGUAUUUGGAUGGGCACUCGGAAUACCUUCGUCAAUCGAUAUUACUUUCUGCGUAUGAAACGCCCGAGACACGACAGCUCUACAACGCCAGACUCAAGAACGUCGCAGGCAAGAUCAAAACGUACAAGCGGUGGCCACCAAUAGAAGUCCCAGAAGGUGUUGACCAGAGUUUUCUUCGUUUUGAAUGCGGGAAUCCAAAGGACGAAACAGACAAGAGAUUCAACUAUUUCACGACCCAGCUUUUACCCACCAUCCUGAAAUCCGCAGUGCAAAGUUCCAACACAGUCAUCUUCGUUCCGUCGUAUUUUGACUUUGUUCGAGUGCAUAAUCACUUCCGCAAGUUGAGCGUAUCAUUCACGGUACUAUCCGAAUAUUCUACCAAUCAAGAAAUAUCUCGUGCCCGCCAGGCUUUCUUUUCGGGACAGAAAUCGUUUCUAAUCGUCACCGAACGGUUCCACUUUUACAAAAGAUACAAACUACGAGGGAUCCGCAAUCUUGUCUUUUACGGACCUCCCGACCAUCCUCAAUUUUAUAGCGAAUAUUUGUCUUAUCCGUUCUUGGACGAUGGAGUUGAGAGCCUAGAUGUUACGUGUCGUGUGUUGUAUUCAAAGUACGAUUGGUUUAGGCUAGAGAGGAUAGCAGGAACGGAGGAGGCUAUCGAGUUGACGAAAAGUUUGUAGGGGGCGUAGCUAAGACGCUAUGAUAUGUAUCCAUUCUUAUGUUCAAGAUAUACAUGUCCUUUACAGAGCUGUU